UUUUGUUGAUGUAGCACUUGGAACAGGCUAAGUAGCAAGGAAGCUCCGGGUCCCUCCCCCCUUUCUUUUUUUAUAGCAGGACUCCUGUGAAUUGAAUACAUUCAUACCAGGAAUUUUCUGAGAGGCAUUUACAAAACAGUUGUUGAGUGAUGACAGUGAUAUCACUGCAAAGAUGACUGGACUAAGGAAUGCACUGUGACUGAGAACACAAUAAAAUCUAUCCUUUAAGACAGAGGUGAACCUCUUGGAACUGCACAAAUCCAUUCCAAUGGGAAACUACAGAACUGUGAUCCAAUGAAAAAUACAUUCUUUCUCUUGUGGCUGGAAUAGGGAAUGUUAUUUUGAAACACAGUAGGAUCUUUCCUUGUUGCUCUUCCAUAAUGACUGAGCCUUUUUUGGGAACCUGGAAACUUAUCUCUAGUGAAAACUUUGAGGAAUAUAUGAAAGAACUGGGAGUUAGUUUUUCCCAAAGGAAACUGGGCAGCCUAGCCAAACCUACUGUGAUUGUCACCAGGGACAAUGAUGUUGUUACCAUCAGAACAGAGACCGUCUUUAAAGUUAAUGAGAUCUCCUUCAGACUGGGCCAAGAGUUUGAGGAAACAACAAUGGAUAAUAGGCAUGUCAAGAGUAUCGUAACAUUGGACAACGGUGUGCUGGUACAAGUGCAGAAAUGGAAUGACAACUUCACUGUUAUCAAAAGAAAAUUAGUGGAUAAUAACAUGGUGUCGGAGUUUACCAUGAAUGAUGUCACCAGCACCAGAGUCUACACAAGAGCAUGAAGACAUGCAAUCUAAAGAUUACAUUGUCCUGCUAAUUAUUUGUUUGCUGAUGCACAUUUGAACCUGGUGCUUUUAC
Messenger RNA from Pogona vitticeps (central bearded dragon), 855 nucleotides. Its product is annotated as fatty acid-binding protein, adipocyte. NCBI's taxonomy places the organism in Eukaryota, Metazoa, Chordata, Lepidosauria, Squamata, Agamidae. Gene Ontology annotation, molecular function: lipid binding. The record is from RefSeq and is a predicted model, not a curated record.